CUGUAUGUUACCGGAGAUACACGCAUGUUUAUACUGGGCGACGAUGCAGACUCACAUUGCUGCUCUGAUACUGGUCGUUGUGAUUAUUGGGUGCAUCAACAUUGCAGCAUGCGAGGGCCCCUGGUGUUAUGACUGUGACAAGGCUGUGAAGCCUGGUUCUUGUGGGGAGAUUAUCAAGUGCAAAGACGACGAACAAUGCUAUGCUUCAUCGACAGGAAUCAGUCCAACGCAGUACACAGCGGGGUGCAGAAAGAAACAGCUAUGUCAAGGUACAGGGUCGGUGUUAGGCGGGAGCAGCCCGCACGGGUGUGAGGAAUGUUGUAUCGGCGACCACUGCAACUCCAAGCUGUGUGGCGGACUCCCUGUUCCUAUGGGAGGUAGCCGACUGUGUCUGCAGUGCGAGGCAGUUCUCCAUCCCAGCCAGUGCUCCACAGUGUCCAAGUGUGGCCAGGAUAAGUACUGCUCAAUUUGGAAGAGGCGCAGGUUUCAAAUGACGUUUUAUGACCUCGGUUGUCUUGAGAAGACGGAAUGUGACGGACACAUGAAGGGGGUGGAUGAACUCUCUCAUGGAGGCUUCAUAUGCUGUAAUGAUGAUUUGUGUAACAGCCAUGAAAACAACAACCACCUGACGCCAGCACCAACUCAACCUGCUACAACCACAUCUCAGCCUGCAACCACAAUCAGAACGGGAAACAUAAAAUGUAAAAAGUGUGCGUUCGUCCAACAGCCAGCCUUUUGCUCGAGCGAGACAGACUGUGGACCAGACCAGUAUUGCUCAGUGCGAGAAGUCUUCAGGUUUGGACUGGCCUUCUAUGAACUUGGAUGUGAAGAGAAGACGGAGUGUGUAGGCCACAUGAAGACUUUGGGCGAAAGAGGGUUCCGCUGUUGUAAUGAAGAGCGUUGUAACGCUAAUGCCAACCCAGUGACUGGCAGAACAACACCAGCAAUUACAACUCCUGCAACUACUGAAACAUCAGCAUCACCAACAAAGACGGCUUCUCUUCCACCAACAACCACACUCAGAAGGGGGAACAUAAAAUGUAAAAAGUGCGCGAUCGUUGAACAGCCUUCCUUUUGCUCAAGCGAGACAGAGUGUGGACCAGACCAGUAUUGCUCAGUUCGAAAAGUCUUCAGAUUUGGAAUUACCUUCUUUGAUCUUGGAUGUGAAGAGAAAACGGAGUGUUUAGGCCACAUGACGACUUUGGGUGAAGCAGGGUUCCGCUGUUGUAAUGAAGAUCGCUGUAACGCUAACGUCAACCCCGUUACUGGCAGUACAGUACCAUCAGUUACCACUCCUUCAUCUCCUGACACAUCAACGCCAUCAGCAACCUCUUCUUAUCUUCCCACUAUGGCCCCUGACAUAUUGAACAGGAACCAGACUGUAAACGUCAUCGCGGGAAAAACUGUUCUUCUGUUGUGUAAUGUAACCGGCAACCCUGAGCCAUCGGUCACAUGGACAUAUGAUAAACAGGGGAACCCAAAUGCCCACCCGAAGGGAUCAACGUUGGCGAUAUCGUCCGCAAACGAGAAAAACGAGGGAAUAUACAGAUGUGUCGCUAACAACACUCUUGGAUCCAAGGAGGGCAUUGUCCAUCUGCAUGUUAUAGAGCCAGUUACUGUGAAAGGGGAGCCUCCCAUUGUCGUCAUCAACCCUGGAAUGAGGAUUGUUAGGCUGAAAUGCGUGGGAGAAGGGAUUCCUCCACCUUCCGUUACCUUGAGUAAAUAUGGCGAAGACAUCACCGCUGAUAAGUCGUAUGCACACCUUCGUCCUGCCGAGAUACUGAUCAUGGGGAUCACAGAGGCCAACGUGCUGAAGUAUGAUGGUGUCUAUGUCUGUAAUGCUACAAAUGGGCACACGUCAGCUUCAGCCUAUCAGAUUGUUGCUGGCAAUGUAACGAGGAUGCUAGCAGAAAAUGUUCCAUUUAAUAAUAUCAGCACCACGCCAUUGAAAGCAUUUCAUGCCCUUUGUCCACCUGGAAGCACACAGCCGGAUUCAUCUCCCAUCACCACUGAGUUUGAUCUGGGUGAGCCAGUAUGUACUUCAGCAAGGAAAGUUGGUCUUAUUGAUACAGAUGCUGGCUCGGUCACGUGGCUUAUCAGACCUAAUGGCAAAGCACUGUUCUUAAAUGGCUCCAUGACGGUGGACCUUAAACAAUUAAGUACCACUUCAAUCCCUCUGACGUCAACAAUCGCAUCUUCCCUAGCGUCUUCAACAGCAACUUCUUCUCUACCCCUCAUUGCCCCUGAUAUAUCAAACACAAACCAGACUGUGAACGCCAUCCUUGGAGAAACGGUUCUUCUGUUCUGUAACGUGAGCGGAAACCCGACCCCAUCCGUCACCUGGGAAUAUGAUAAAUCGGUGAGCCCAAAUGCCCAUCCCAAGGAAUCAACACUGGCGAUAUCGUCCAUUGUGAAGCAAAACGAAGGAAUAUACAAAUGCGUCGCAAACAACUCACAAGGGAUAAAAGAGGCCAUUGUCCAUGUGCAUGUCACAGAGCCAGUUUCUGUGAAAGGGGAGCCUCCCAUUGUGGUCAUUAGCCCUGGAAUGAGGAUUGCUAGGCUGAAAUGCGUGGGAGAAGGGAUUCCUCCACCUUCCGUUACCUUGAAUAAAUAUGGCGAAGACAUCAGCGCUGAUAAGUCAUAUCUUCACUCGGGUCCUGCCGAGAUACUGAUCAUGGGGAUCACAGAGGCCAACUUGCUAAAGUAUGAUGGUGUCUAUGUCUGUAACGCUACAAAUGGGCACACCUCAGCUUCAGCCUAUCAGAUAGUUGCGAUCAAUGUGACAACGCCAGUCGAUGGACACGUACCAUUCAACAACAUCAGCACCACACCAUUGAAAGCAUUCCAUGCAAUGUGUCCACCAGGCCUCACGGGACCAGAUGGAUCUUCCAUUACCCACGAGUUUAACCUCGAUGAGGUUGUAUGUACUUCAGCCAGGAAAGUGGGUAUUAUUGACACAAAUCCAGGCCUUGUCACGUGGCUUAUACGGCCUGACGGCAAGGCGCAGUUUCUCAAUGGAUCUCUCAGUGUGGACCUUGGGCAAGUUAACACGUCUGCGGCAAUCACGACACCGUCCACAUCUGUGAACUCAAGUGUGCAAGUUACAUCAACACUGCCCACCAUGCUGUCACAGUCUCUUUCUAUGCAACCCUCCACCAUGUCAAAUAUCCAGAGUAUAGAAUCUUUGAUAACAGCUUUCAGCCAUACGAUGUCGAUAAUGGCCACGUCCGCCUCCUAUGCUACACAUGUCCCCUUGGCUUCCCUACUUGCCCCAUCAAACAACGUGAUCAUGUCACACUCAUCUGAGGCUGUAACGUCAUCCUCACAAAGCCUGUUUCUGCCGCCAUCACUGACAGCACCUGAAUCAUCAUCACAUACCAUGCUAAUGACAUCCUUUCCAUCUAGCCUUACAUCACCAUCCAUGCCAAGUGGGGGUACUUAUGCUUCCUCAAAGGACAUGUCAUCCUCUGAAGAGUUAUCCUUCUCCUCAUCCCAAACUGUGGCAAUUACCUCUCUUCCUUCAAGUAUAAUAUCAUCAGAGGCCAGUGCAGGUGCUUCUACUUCCUCAAAAGGCGCGACAUCUUGGAUGACGUCGAGUUCACCAUCACCUACUUUGGCAAUGACCUCUCUUCAAUCCAAUAUGAUAUCUUCAUCACAGCCCAGUCCAGGUACUUAUGCUUCCUCAAAGGCUGUGUCAUCGAUGUUGUCAUCUGAAACUUUGCCAUACCCAUCAUCAGACACUGUUGCAAUGGUCUCUCUUCCUUCUAGUAUUAUAUCAUCAGAGGCCAGUGCAGGUACUACUGCUUCCUCAAAAGGAGCGUCAUCAGGGAUGAUGUCGAGUUCUCUAUCACCUACUUUGGCUUCAUCAAAGGCAAGUGCAGGUACCUAUGCUUCCUCAAGGGGUGUGUCGUCAUCUGGAAUGGAGUCGAAUUCCCCAUCACCUGGUUUAGAAAUGACCUCCGUUCCUACCCGCAUGAUAUCGUCACCAGAGACAAGUACAGGUGCAUAUGCUUCUUCAAGGGGCGUGUCAUCAUCAAUGUCGUCAUCUGAAUCUUUGCCAUACUCAUCAUCACAAACCGUGGCAAUGACCUCUCUUCCAUCCACCAUGAUAUCUUCAUCAGAGGCAAGUGCAGGUACUUAUGCUUCCUCACGGGGUGUGUCAUCAUCUGGGAUGGCAUCCAGUUCAUCGUCACUUGUUUUAGAAAUGACCUACGUUCCUACCGGCAUGAUAUCGUCAUCAGAGGUAAGUACGGGUACUUAUGCUUCCUCAAAGGGUGUGCCGUCAUCUGUAUUAGGGUCGAAUUCCCCAUCACCUACAUUAGCAAUGACCUCUCUACCUUCCACCAUGAUAUCUCCAUCAGAAGCAAGUGCAGGUUCUUAUUCUUCCUCCGAGGGUGUGUCAUCAUCUGGAAUGCGGUCGAAUUCCCCAUCACCUACAUUAGCCAUGACCUCCGUUCCUACCAGCAUGAUAUCGUCAUCAGAGGCAAGUGCGGGUACCUAUGCUUCCUCAAGGGGAGUGUCGUCAUCUGGGAUGGCAUCAAGUUCAUCAUCACCAGCAUUAGAAAUGACCUCCGUUCCUACUAGCAUAAUAUCGUCACCAGAGGCAAGCGCAGGUACUAGUGUUUCCUCAAGGGGAGUGUCAUCAUCUGGGAUGGCAUCCAGUUCAACGUCACUUGUUUUAGAAAUGACCUCCGUUCCUACCGGCAUGAUAUCGUCAUCAAAGGUAAGUGCGGGUACUUAUGCUUCCUCAAAAGGUGUGUCGUCAUCUGUAAUGAGGUCGAAUUCCCCAUCACCUAAUUUAGCCAUGACCCCUCCUCCUUCCACCAUUAUAUCUUCAUCAGAGGCAAGUGCUGGUUCUUAUUCUUCCUCAAGGGGAGUGUCGUCAUCUGGGAUGGCAUCAAGUUCAUCAUCACCAGCAUUAGAAAUGACCUCCGUUCCUACUAGCAUAAUAUCGUCACCAGAGGCAAGCGCAGGUACUAGUGCUUCCUCAAAGGGUGUGUCAUCAUCUGGGAUGGCAUCAAGUUCAACGUCACUUGUUUUAGAAAUGACCUCCGUUCCUACCGGCAUGAUGUCGUCAUCAGAGGUAAGUGCGGGUACCUAUGCUUCCUCAAGGGGAGUGUUGUCAUCUAGGAUGGCACCAAGUUCAAUAUCACCUACAUCAGCAAUUACCUCUAUUCCUUCCAGUAUAUAUUUAUCACAGGCAAGUGUAGUUACUUCUGCUUCCUCAAAGGGUGUGUCAUCCUCUGGGAUGGCAUCAAGUUCAUCAUCACCAGCAUUAGAAAUGACCUCCGUUCCUACUAGCAUAAUAUCGUCACCAGAGGCAAGUGCAGGUACUUAUGCUUCCUCAAAGGGAGUGUCAUCAUCUGGAAUGGGGUCGAAUUCCCCAUCAACUUUAUUAGCAAUGACCUCCGUUUCUAACAGCAGGAUAUCGUCACCAGAGGCAAGUGCAAGUACUUAUGCCCCCUCGAGAGGAGAGUCAGCAUCUGAAUCCUUGCCCAGUUCAUCAACCACCAUCUCAUUGUCUGUUCCUGCUUCUAGUGUGUCGUCAGCGGCCUAUCUUUUUCCCUCACAAAGCUCAGUGAAUCAAAUGUUAUCUUCACAUCCAGCAGUAUCUCCAUCGGGAUCAAUCUCUUUUACAUCUUUCCUCCCAACACCAACAUCCAGCCGGGUGUCGCUCCCUGCUGCUGUCACUUCCAGCCUCCUAUCAACGGCUAUUACUAAUUUACCCUCAGCAUCCGCGUUGCUGUCAGACAUAAUCUCCCCUUCCUCCUCUCUGCUUUUGCCUGGUCGGUCUUCAGCCAUACCAGGGACCUACAAACAAGAACCCCCAACGACUGAAGGAACAACGAUCACUACAACAAUACCAAGAGUUGCACCAAGCAUUUCAAAUCCCAGUCAGAACGUCAAUGCAUUUUUCGGGGAAAACGUCAUCCUGUCAUGUGAUGUCACAGGAGUGCCGCAGCCAAGUGUCACGUGGUACUAUAACACACAGGAUAUUUACAAUGCCAAGCCUGAUGGAAACAACUUAAGCCUUGCGUACGUAACUAACGACAACACUGGCGACUACACCUGUGUGGCUGAGAACUCAGUCGGUGUGGCUAAUGGAACAAUACAUGUAAAGAUAAACAAGCCGAUAACAAUUUCUGUGGAGAAGCCAGUAGUGGUCCUGGAGCCUGACAGUGUUACACAGUUGUUGUGUAAAACUAAAGUUCAACCGCCUCCUAAAUUUACUUGGAGCAAAUACGGCGGACGACUGGACCUGUCUACCGACCCAUCAAUUGUAGAUUUUGGAGACGGGGAGAUGCUCCUGACAGGCGUCAACAAGACAAAUAUUCAACAAUAUGAAGGAAUAUAUAUCUGCCACGCUGAUAAUGGUGUAUCUACAAAUGAGGCGUAUGUGGUUGCUGCUGACAAUAUUACCAAGACACUCGACAAUAGUAAAAAGUUUAGUGAAAUUGGCAUGAAACCUGGAGAGGCUUUUCAUGCCAUCUGUGUUCCUGGGACUGUGGGCGCUGACGGUUCAUCACUGCCAACCAGAUUUGCAUCUACUGACUCUAUUUGUGAUUCAGCCAGGAGGGUUGGUGUUCUCGCUAAAGACGCUGGACCUGUCACGUGGUUUAUAAGGCUCGAUGGCAAGGCUGAGUUUGUGAACGAGACGAAAGGAGCAGUAUUGUCCAUUGCUGACGCUCCAACUACACGAGAUGUACCAACGUCACAACUGCCCGACAAAGCAACUAUAGUUAAAGCAUCUCUCUCCUGUGAGACGUGUUCUGGUCCUCGCUGCGGUAUGGUUCCUGGAUCAGACACCCAAUGUCCAAGUAUGACACCCUUCUGCAUGACCACUAUCAACACCAAGGCUGACGGAAGGAAGUCAGUUACUAAAAGCUGUGCCUCAGUUAACGACUGUGAGACGAAGUGGUGGCAGCUAACAUCGGAUGAUAACAAAUGUGAGAAACUUGUGCCAGGAAACCCAUACUACCAAGACUUCACCUGCAGCUACUGCUGCAUCGAGUCAGGAUGUAACAAGGACGGGAUCCCCAAGAAGGACACACUGUACAAAGGGAAUAUAUAGUGAUGGACAGAUGACAGAUUCCAGAGUCCAAUUAAACACAACAAGUUUUAUUGUAUGUUGCUUCCGUGGACAUGUCAAUAUCAAAAUUGCACAUUACCGCAAAUGUGUAUGACAAUCGCAUCAAACCUAUAACUUACGACAUGUAUAUGCAUAUAUUGGAACAUCCCUCGUAUAUACAGUGAGGAGAUAGUAAACUGAGGAUGUAAUAGUCGACGACCUUAACUGAAACGUUUUCAAAUUUGUAUGAACACGUUGUAAGAAAAAAAAAAAAUCUCUUUGAUCAAUUUAUUAAGAUCUGAUUUUGAAACUUCAGUAGCACUCGGUGUGUGCUGACAGGAAAGAAACAAUGACAGUGUACCAUGUACUCGUGCACUAAUCAGACAGCUGCUUCAAACAUACGAUUUCUAGUAUGGGUAAAAGUCUUUUCCAAUGAUAAUAGUUCGGUAAAGACACCACUAUUCCCUGGCAUGUAUCACGCGUUAUUCCUACAACAGAGAUUCCCCUUACCGUUACAGAUAUUAUCAAACUCUUCUCAAUUACGUUGUCAUCAAAGAACUUUAUGAAAAAAACACAGAUAUGUUGUACAACUUGGUCAUGGUUAGAUGGCCAAGAAAAUGUAUGCCACACUAGAUAAGUUUAAGCAUAUAAACAUAAGAUACAUUUUUUCAUUUGUUUGUGAUCAUAAUGAGUAAGUAUGUUGGGGUCAACGCCACUUUGAACAGUAUUUCUGUUAUAUGGUGAUUGCCAAUUUCAUAUGGAUGUUAGCUCGAAUGUAAGCGACGCACGUCUCAGAUGGUUAUCACUGUGAUGAAACCUAAAAACGUGAGUUGGUGUUGCAACCAAAGAUUCCCAAUUAAGUCAGUGGAUCCAGGUCCGACUAAGCAAGACAAUUCUGCACAGCGAAUUUCGGCGCGUUACACGACUAGGCUACCAUAUUAAUUUUUAAUGCGUCUUCAAUAUUAACAUUUCAGUUUAAUUAUUUUUGUAUUUCAAAAUAAUAAUCACCUCAUACCUGAUAACCUUAAAACUGCUUAUCAUUAAUACCCCAACAUGUCUGUUAUAGAUAUCUGCUUGCUCUGUGUAACUACUGAAUGUUACUGUAAGCUGUUUUCAAAGUUGUAGAAAUAACACGUUUCAAUACAGUGAAUCUUCGCAUACA
Haliotis rufescens (red abalone) is the source of this 8231-nucleotide messenger RNA. RefSeq names its product mucin-17-like. Bases 5 to 7072 code for a protein of 2355 amino acids. Gene Ontology annotation, biological process: cell-cell adhesion. The record is from RefSeq and is a predicted model, not a curated record. The transcript is spliced from 40 exons. Gene Ontology annotation, molecular function: cell adhesion molecule binding. Lineage: Eukaryota; Metazoa; Mollusca; Gastropoda; Lepetellida; Haliotidae. Gene Ontology annotation, cellular component: cell-cell junction.